Molecule: messenger RNA, 504 nt
Organism: Leishmania braziliensis MHOM/BR/75/M2904
Lineage: Eukaryota; Euglenozoa; Kinetoplastea; Trypanosomatida; Trypanosomatidae
Product: putative vacuolar type h+ ATPase subunit
Exons: 1
Coding region: 1-504 (167 amino acids)
Biological process (GO): proton transmembrane transport
Cellular component (GO): proton-transporting V-type ATPase, V0 domain
Molecular function (GO): proton-transporting ATPase activity, rotational mechanism
Source: RefSeq, a predicted model, not a curated record
AUGUCCACCACCAAGUUGUGCGACCCCGAGGCGUUCUUCUUCGGUAUGAUGGGGGCCGCUUUCUCUCUUUCCCUGGCGAACGUUGGUGCUGCAUUUGGCACUGCUAAGGCCGGCGUUGCGGUGGCGCAGCUGGGCAUUGUACAGCCCACGCGCGUGAUGCGUGGUAUCGUGCCGGUCGUCAUGGCCGGUAUUCUUGGCAUCUACGGCCUCAUCGUCUCCGUGAUCAUCUGCAACAACAUGAAGCUUAGUGGAUACCCGCUCUUCUCGGGGUACAUGCACCUCGGAGCUGGGCUGGCGGCCGGAUUUGCAUCUCUGGCAGCGGGGUAUGCGAUUGGGAUUGUCGGCGACAUCUGCUGCUACGCCUAUGCCAAGACCGAGAGAAUAUUUGUACCGAUGAUUCUGAUGCUCAUUUUUGCCGAGGCGCUGGGUCUAUUCGGCCUCAUCACUGCACUGCUCAUGAGCAACAAGGCAGUCUCUGCCAUCGGCUCGUGCGCUACCAGCUAA